GGCUAAACAUGUGUCCAGACCCACACCUCAUUCUGUUCACCAUUCGCUACAGUCCCGUGGACCUUAAAGAUGUUGUACGGAGGUUCAGGAAAUUCAGGAGUCUGUGUGACGAUGACUUUAUUAGGCAGAGGCUCGUGGUGCUCUUCACGUUCGGAGACGAGAAAACACCGAGUGAGAAGGAACUCCAGAACACUCCUCAUGCAAUUUUACAGGAGAUUCUAGACUACGCCGGCCAUCGCUACGUCAUCUUUGACCCCACACUCGGGGUCAGCGAGCAACAGAAGCGUGUCGACCAGGUGUUGUGCUACCUUGAUGAGUUAAGCCAUGAAAGAGAUCUUAGGCGACAAGAAAAGGACAAACAAAAUCUUAAAGUGCUGAUCAUCGGCAAAACUGGAAACGGAAAAAGCACGGUGGGCAACUCCAUUCUGAACAAGAAUGUCUUUCAUGUCAGCACUGGGCUGUCCUCAUCCUGUACAAAAGAGGAAAGCAGGAGUGGUUGUAGACAAGGCAAAAAUAUUACAGUGAUUGAAACUCCUGAUGUCAGCAAUCUUACUCUGGAAGAUAAAGCUGCAGAUGAUGAAAUAAAAAAGUGGUCGGAGUUCGAUCCUGACCUCAUCUUGCUGGCCAUUCGCUGUGAUGUCCGCUAUACACAAGAGGAAUAUCAGAUAUACAAACGGAUAAAGAGGGUUCUCAGGGAACAAUUCGUCUGUCCAAGGUUAGCUGUGGCCUUCACCUUCGGGGACAGGCUAAACACAAACAUAGAGGAUGAGCUGAAAUCAGUUAAUCCAGAACUACAGGAUGUUCUGACUGAAGCAAGACAACAGUAUGUUGUGUUCAGCAUUGAGGAUCAAGAAGAGAAUAAAGAGAAACAUUUUAGCAAAAUCCUUGACUUUGUGCCAGAAAAAGGCAAGCAGAAAACGUGUGCUGAAAAUCUCCUGUCGGAGUCUACACCUGAGCUGCCCCAGGAAGACUGCCAUCACAUCCAUAAAGACAACACAACCCAUGCCAGCAAACGACAACUCUCUUUGUUUCCUGAUGAACCACGACAUAACAUUAACGUACUGAUCAUCGGCAAGACUGGAAAUGGAAAGAGCACAGUGGGCAACUCUCUUCUGAACCACUCCGCCUUCUGUGUCACUAGAGGAUUUGCUUCAUCAACCACAAAACCUGAAACCCAAUCAGCUCAAAGAUACGGAGUCAACAUUACAGUGACUGACACUCCUGACCUCAGUAACAUGUCUGUCGAUGGGAAUGAUGUGGACAGAGGGAUCCAAAGCUGGCAGACAUUUCAACCUGAUGUCAUCUUGUUGACUAUCCGCUGUGAUGUACGCUAUACACCUGAAGAGUUCCAGAUUUACAAAGAGAUAAAGAAAAGUUUGAGAGAUGACUACCUCUGCCCCAGGCUGACCGUGGCCUUCACCUUUGGCGAACGACUGGACAGAGACAUCAGGGAUGAACUGAAGGACGUGUGCACAGAGUUGAAGCAGGUACUGGAGGACGCUGACGAUCGCUAUCUUGUGUUUAGAGAAGAGGAUGAUGAAGAAACCAAAAGGAAACAUAUUAUACACCUGAUGACCUUCGUACCUAAUCUUGAAAUUGAGGGCGAAGUAAAGAAGAUUCUCCUCCUUGGACCCCCUAAAAGCGGGAAGAGUUCAGGUGGCGAUGCCAUCGUAGGCAGACCAGUGUUUCAGGCCGGCACAGAGACUGUCAGGACGGUUAGUUACAUAACCUACGUUCACGACACCUGGUGUCAGGUAUUUGAUACACCGGGAAUAUCAAGGCCCGUUGAGGAGCAGUUAAGGAGUCUGUUGGAAGUGACCCGUCCCGGUCCACACGCCAUCUUCUACUUCGUCAGGGAGUCCAUUGCGACGACUGAAGACCUCGAACUGUUCAGACGAUUUCAAGACUUCAUCGAAGAAAACCUCAGGCAGCACGUGAAACUUGUUGCUGCUAAGGAUAUGGAGAGGGUACCUUCUGUUCCAAAGCCAUUUAAAGACAUGGAAUACAUUUUAUGUGAAAUGAAUAAAGAGGCGAAAGGCGGCCAAACAUUCUGGUUAAUCGAAAAUUUAACGCCAGAGCACAAGAACAAAUUAUUUUCAGAUCACAUUAAGGAAGUCCUUAAUUCAACGAAGGAAGCUUCAUAGCUUUGUGGUAGCAAACUCGAAAAAGAAAGCAAAUGAGUUUGCUAGAGUCUAUAAUUAAUGAGGAGUUACGUGACAGGUCAGUGGAGAAAAAUGUGAGAGAAAAAGGUUGUGUCCCUUGGUCUACAUAUGAUAAAAGAGGGGCCGACUAAAACUUGUCACUAGAGAGACAACGCUACCUGAUCUUUAUGCUUUUAAUUUACAAAUAAUUGAAAGGUAACUGCUUAAUCUUUGCUUUUGAAACUUUUUUAAUUCAAGUGAAUGCCUUUCCACAUAAUAGUCCAUCGUUUUAUUUCGAGAUAUCCCAAAAUGUACGCUUUCUUUAUGAAAGAGUUCAUUUGAUGCAUUUUAUAUACAUUCGUCUACUUUGCUAAAUAUUAGAUGACACCUUUUAUGCAAAGACUUCUCUUUACACAAAUGUUAUUUUGUGUGAUCAGUACGUAACAAAGUAUUUAUUUUUAGAUAUCGAUCAGAGCAAGAAUAAUGGACAAUGGGGUAGAUGAAUAAUAUUUCUGUUGUUGGCUUUUCAAAUUAUAGAGAACAUUGAGAACCUUUUCACUUCGAGUAACAUUGACCAUUAAAUAUUAUUUAUAAAAUGAGUUUUACUGACUAUAACUAUUUAUAACAUGAAGUUUUGUAAUAGAUAUUUUGAAAAUUCAACCAUGUUUAUGUCGCUUCAUGAUUUUUAAAUUCUGUACUCUCAGACACUCCUCACAAUUGUAUUCAAAUUGUUUUUCAAAUUAUUAAAGUUGUAUUCAAGUAUGUCUUUUGGGAAUACCAUAAAAAUUUAUCCUGGCGUAGCUAAACUGUUUUUUAUUACUGAGUUGUAAGUAACACAAUAUAUUUUAUUUCAUGUCAUAUUACAGCAAUUGAAACAAAAUUUUAAAAUAUCAAAUAAAAAAGAUGUCAAGUGUCCACCCUAUAGAUAAGAAACCGUAGUGUCGUUAGCCUUAAUAUUGUGCAAUAUAAAAUUCAAUUUAUGCACAUUUUAGUACACAUUUUCUGUCCGGUCUUUUGAUAUGGGCAGAGCCAAAGUGAAAGUAAAGGCAAAUAGAAUAUUAUUAUAUCUUAGAAAUAAAAUGUCUCCUUUCAGUUGAUUGCGUCAAUCAAGUAUUGUCUCUCUGGAAUAAAAGUCAUCACAAUUCUUGUAAAACAACAGUGAAAAAUAAAUUGAAAAGACUGGUUCUUUUGUUUAAAAAGGGAAGUUAAUUACAAAAUGAAUCGUCUAAUAUCUGUUGUUUACAGCCAUAGACUGCAAUAGAAAGUAGAAAAGCAUAACCUAUUUAUAGUUCACUCCAGUUUUAUUAUGAGCUGUACGCCUCUACUGCACGUUACCAAUGACAACGAAUCAUAUGAA
Messenger RNA from Pomacea canaliculata, 3498 nucleotides. Its product is annotated as GTPase IMAP family member 8-like. The coding region runs from base 9 to 2144 and encodes 711 amino acids. The record is from RefSeq and is a predicted model, not a curated record. Gene Ontology annotation, molecular function: GTP binding. Lineage: Eukaryota; Metazoa; Mollusca; Gastropoda; Architaenioglossa; Ampullariidae. The transcript has 8 exons.